This is a messenger RNA of Selaginella moellendorffii, 1873 nucleotides long. RefSeq names its product DNA polymerase eta. Gene Ontology annotation, biological process: error-prone translesion synthesis; response to radiation. NCBI's taxonomy places the organism in Eukaryota, Viridiplantae, Streptophyta, Lycopodiopsida, Selaginellales, Selaginellaceae. Gene Ontology annotation, molecular function: damaged DNA binding; DNA-directed DNA polymerase activity. The record is from RefSeq and is a predicted model, not a curated record. The transcript is spliced from 11 exons. Gene Ontology annotation, cellular component: replication fork; nucleus; site of double-strand break. Bases 19 to 1737 code for a protein of 572 amino acids.
UUGAAAUUAGGGCGAGAGAUGCCACUGGCAAGGCGCCCCGCGAGCCGCAUUCGGGUAAUAGCGCACGUUGAUCUCGAUUGCUUCUACGUCCAAGUGGAGCAGCGAAGGCAGCCCCAGUUGCGGGGGAAGCCCACGGCCGUGAUUCAGUACAAUUCUUGGAAGGGUGGAGCUUGCAUCGCUGUUGGCUACGAAGCUCGCAAAUGCGGUGUCAAACGCUCAAUGCGAGGUGAUGCUGCAAAGGCAGUGUGCCCGGAUCUCAAUCUGGUUCAAGUGCCUGUUCUGCACGAAAAGGCUGAUCUUUCAAUCUAUCGAGACGCUGGCUCCGAAGUGGUUGCAGUGCUUUCGCGCGUUGGAAAAUGCGAGAGAGCCUCCAUUGACGAAGUGUACCUUGACGUUACCGAGGCUGCCGAGAGGCUUUCUUCAAAGGAUUUGUCGACGCUCGUGAGCGAGGAAGCAUCGACGUCCCAUAUUGUUGGACUUCCCCAGAAGCUCGGCACGAAAGAAUGGUUCUGUAGGCCGGAUGCAAGCCGCGAAGAUCAUUUGCUAGCGUGUGGCGCAAUUAUCAUUGCGGACAUUCGUUUGGCAGUUCUAGCUGAAACUGAAUUCACUUGUUCAGCCGGCGUAGCUCACAACAAAAUGCUUGCGAAGCUCUCGAGUGGAAUGCACAAGCCUGCUCAACAAACGUUAGUCCCGUCAUCAGCGGUUGAAUCCUUACUCGCAACCUUGCCUAUAAGUAAAAUCGGAAAACUAGGAGGCAAGCUUGGACAAGAACUUGAAGGGGAGCUUGGAGUAAAAACGGUUGGGGAUCUCUUGCAGUUUUCCGAAUUGAAAUUGCAGGAUAUGUAUGGCCCAAACACUGGGACUUGGCUGUGGAAUACUGCUCGCGGCAUAAACGGGGACGAGGUUCAAGAUCGAACGCUUCCAAAAAGUCACAGCAGCGGUAAAACGUUUCCAGGUCCUCGGGCGUUGAAAACACUUGAGACUGUUGUAUAUUGGCUUAAGGAGCUAGCAGAAACUCUUCAACUUCGUUUGGACGAAGAUCUUUCACAAAACAAUCGCACCGCGCAUCUUCUCACAAUUCAUGCGAGCUGUCACAUUUUUCAGGAAGGUCGAGCCACGGAGGCUCCAAAGUUCUCCUCAAAGUCCCGGCCUUUAAGAUAUGGCGUAGACAAGAUCGUAGAGGACAGCCGAUACCUCUUCGAGCGAAGCUUGCACGAGUUUUGCUCUCACCAGUCAGCUGGAAAGGAGCAAAGCGAGAUAACCAGCAGCUGGGCAGUGACAGGACUUUCUCUUACUGCAUCAAAUAUCAUGGCGAAGCCGAUGGGAGUAAACCCAAUCACUCAGUACUUUGGCACGCGGCCUCCAGUAACAGGAGACGCUGGAAACGCCAGUGAGCAGCAACAACAGUGCCCAUCGAUCUCCAAGGAGGUACGUCUUGAGGAAGACAGGGCUGGCCCUAGUGUUACCACAGACGGCUCCAUUCCGGAAUCCAUCUCACCACCGCCGUCAAGAAAACCAGCGAAGCUCACAGAUCUCUGGCAGAGAAAAGCAUCACUCCAACCGGAGAGGAAGGAAGAAACUGUGGCUUGGGAGUAUAAGCAGGAAGAGAUCGAUCACAGCGUGUUUGCAGAGCUUCCCUCUGAAAUCCAGCAAGAAUUACAGGGUAGACUGGGUGUCCAAAGAAACAAGCGAGGAAAGCCGACAACAAUAGCGGAUUUUUUCAUCUCGAAAACGUGAUACGGUGCCAGUCAACGCGCCUGGUCAAUUUAGUCAACGAGCACACUGCUAGGGUCAAUGUGAUCGCGUGGCACCCAGCAUGGCGGGCAGCGUGUAUAGAGUUUAAACUCUUCCCGCCAAAUUGUUUUCUAGGGUU